Molecule: messenger RNA, 1748 nt
Organism: Cuscuta europaea
Lineage: Eukaryota; Viridiplantae; Streptophyta; Magnoliopsida; Solanales; Convolvulaceae
Source: the annotation of a GenBank genome assembly
CAAACACUAUAUAAUAAACCUCUCAUAGCUCUUCUUCCCCACAAUUCAAAGCCAAAAUAUUAACUACCAUAGCUUUCGUCCGAUCCCCCCGCCCCGAACAAACCGCCCCCCUAAGCGAUGACCGGGAGCAUUGCUAAACCGAUCACCACCUUCUUCUUCUUGACCGGGAGCAUUGCUAAACCGAUCACCACCUUCUUCUUCUUCGCCGUUCUGAUUUUAUGUGCAAAUGCAACUCUUCAGCGGCGUCAGUUUGUUAUUCAAUCAACGCCAGUGACGAGGCUAUGCAAUACCCGCAACACAAUAACAGUGAAUGGGCAGUUCCCGGGACCCACCUUGGAUGUGAGCAAUGGUGAUACCUUAGAGAUCAAGGUUAUCAAUAAUGCGAGAUACAAUAUCACUAUUCACUGGCAUGGUGUCCGGCAAAUAAGAACAGGAUGGGCAGAUGGGCCAGAAUUCAUUACACAGUGUCCAAUUAGGCCAGGAGGGAGCUAUACUUAUAGAUUCACAAUUAACGGUCAAGAAGGAACACUUUGGUGGCACGCCCACAGCUCGUGGCUCAGGGCCACAGUCUAUGGAGCUCUUAUCAUUCGUCCACGAGCGGGCGAGUUGUAUCCAUUUACCAAACCUACAAGAGAAACACCCAUUAUACUUGGUGAGUGGUGGGAUGCAGACCCCAUGGAUGUUGUAAAGCAGGCUCAAAGAACCGGAGCAGGUCCAAAUGUAUCAGAUGCAUUCACUAUCAAUGGCCAACCUGGUGAUCUCUACAAGUGCUCCAGCCAAGGAACCGUAGUUGUCCAAGCAGGUUCUGGCGAGACCAACCUACUUAGAGUUAUCAAUGCUGCACUCAAUCAACAGCUUUUCUUCUCGGUGGCCAACCACAUACUCACAGUGGUUGGAGCAGACGCCUCUUAUGUAAAGCCCUUUACAACUUCAUCCAUCAUGCUGGGACCCGGUCAGACCACAGACGUGCUCAUCACAACCAAUCAGCCACCGGCACGUUACUACAUGGCAGCAAGAGCAUAUGCCAGUGCACAAGGAGUAGCGUUUGAUAACACCACAACCACAGCCAUCCUACAGUACCAGGGAAGCCAAACGAGCCCAGUUUUACCGACCCUGCCAGCAUAUAAUGACACAGCAACCGCCACAGCUUUCACAACAAGUUUCAGGAGUCUAAGGAACGUUGUGGUCCCCACGCAAAUAGACGAAAACCUCUUCUUCACAGUCGGGUUGGGACUUAAUAACUGCCCACCGGGCGCAAGUCCCCAGAGCUGUCAAGGACCUAACGGGACUCGGAUCACUGCCAGCAUGAACAAUGUGUCUUUCAUACUCCCAUCCAACUUUUCACUACUGCAAGCACAUCAACAAGGCAUCCCGGGAGUUUUCACGACUGACUUUCCAGCAGUUCCACCAGUGAAGUUUGACUACACCGGUAGCGUGCCCCGAUCACUUUGGCAACCUGUUUCUGGAACAAAGGUGUACAAACUCAAAUACGGGGCGAGGGUGCAGGUGGUGCUUCAGGGAACAAGUAUCUUUGGAGCUGAGAAUCACCCAAUUCAUCUUCAUGGAUAUGACUUCUAUAUAAUCGCUGAAGGUUUUGGAAACUUCAACCCACAAACAGACUCUGCUAAGUUUAACCUUGUGAACCCACCUCUUAGGAACACAGCGAGUGUGCCGGUCAAUGGGUGGGCUGUCAUCCGAUUUGUCGCUGACAAUCCAGGAGUUUGGCUAAUGCACUGUCACUUGGAUGC